CGGAGGAUAGAAAAAAAAGGAAAGGUUGAAGAAAAGAAAUAAAAAAACACCGGCUGUGUGUGCCAUGUGCUCGCAACGUGUGUCGUGCACUCAGUGACCGGGCAAGGGGAAUGCUGCUCCUCAAGAGUCCAUCUGGAGAAAUACAGAACACAUGAUAUCAGUUUGGUCCAACUCCGUUCCACCUGUACUCGGGAAAGAGCAGCACCCUAUGGUAUGAAAGUUUGGCAGCCUGAUCAGGUCUUGUUUUGUGGCACAGUGAGACACCGUGAGCAUUUCGAGAUGGGCAGAGAAAUACACGCUGCAUGCACAAUUAACCAUAGAGCAAUUACAACUGGGCAUGAACUGAGCAAGUAGUGGGUCUCAACAGUUGAUAGCCUUGUCUCCUAAUUGGCAUCAUUUUCUACCUCUUCACCGCUGUCAACCAUCCAGAGCCGACGUAUGAUCAAAGUGCGUCUUGGAUGCACGGAGUAAUCCCAAGCAUAGAGCCAGGAAGCAGUACCCCAAGCCAGCACAGGUGACUGCACUUGUGUGUUCUUCUACACUUGAUAACCCAUGCAAGUUUGGCCGGCCUGCCGCUGUCCUGGUGUACGGUUCCAACUUGGGUAACGCAAGCCAAUGAAUUGCAUAACGAGGGAAUUAUACGACGCACGAUGCGCCCCGCGUGUGGGUGGAUGGACCCCGAGGUCGAGUCUGGUACCUUGGCCGUAGAUAGUGACAAGACACCGCUGGCAUAGCCCAAUUAUUGAGGAUACCAGCCGGAUUUAUAAUCUGUGGGACAUCGUCUGAUGCGUAUAUUAUUUUUUUCGUUUUUGGCGCCAACGGUCAGUGAGCUUUAAUGUGAAGUCUUUUCAGGAUUUCCCGAAAAGUCAAGAAGUGGCUUCCAUCACCUAAAGUGAAGGGGAAAUAGUAUGCGGCCUUACUUUGGACAGGAUGUGCGCUUUGAAGACGGGAAGGCGAUCAUGGCAUACAUGGCUUGUUGGAUUCAUUAUUCUACCUUACAUAUGUCUACUCUGUGCUGCAAUAAGAACAACAGUAGCUCCUCACAAUGCCUCUACCUAUUCAGAUUUGGUUACGGGUAAACCUCAACUUCUUGUAGAUGGAAAUAGUAGCUCAUUGAAGCCAAACGCUUCAAUCCACUCUAAAUCCACAGUUCCAAAACAGUCCAGCACUUUAUCAAACAGAACUGAAAAGCCCUCUCUACCAGAUAGAACUUCCCAAGUAAAAAGAUUUGUUAAGAAAGACGAAGGCUUCAUUGAGGAACCAACGACACCGCAAUGGCACCUUGAGAAAGAUGUACAAACAAGAACCCCAAAUUUUAGUACACCAGUGCCAAAGAAUGUUAAAGAGGAUGCAGAUGGUGGGAAAACUGUGGAUUCACAAUUGUCCAGUGAAGACACCAACUCGUUUCUCCCUGUGCCGACAGAGGCCUCGGGUACAAAUGAGACGCAAGAUCCUGCUCCAGAGAGAAAAGAAGCAAUUUUCCAAACCGCAACCAGCUUCCCAAUUCAUUUACCUGUCCAAGCACCGGAGUUUAAAAAAGCAGACCGCUCAUCAUCGAACAGUUCUGCAGCAACCGAAUCUCAGGAUGUACAUGUAAAUAAUACCUUAAAAUAUGUAAAAAUCAUGGGCACACUUGCCUCCAGCGGGGACGAUGCUGACUUUGUACCGUCAAGGGAUGAAUUCGGGGAAACAUCUACCCAUCGUUCGCCACCCCCGCUCACGACAAGUUUCACGCAGUUGACUGUGACUGAGGACUUUACAGAGCUUCUGGCGAUUGCUCAACAGGCGUGGGCCCAACUACCUGCAGAGGUCAUGGAUACUGAGUUGGGCGAAUUUUUAAAAAUGUACAGUACCUUUCCUUAUAUAGAACUGGAGUCUGGACCAGUUAGAAUAUGGCGUCUGAAAGGACCCCCAGGCCCACCUGGACCCCCUGGCAGCCCCGGUUUAAGGGGUCCUCCAGGACAGAGGGGCCCAAGAGGACCACCUGGAGAAAAAGGAGAACAGGGCGUUCUGGGGUCACAGGGUAGCGCAGGACAACGGGGACCAAGAGGUUUACAGGGGGAAACUGGGAAACAUGGAAAUACGGGAUUUGCAGGACCAAUUGGAGAAAAGGGAAUGAGAGGUCGAUCUGGAAAACAUGGCUUUAACCCUGGACAAGGAUCAAAGGGGGAUCCUGGUUUGCCCGGGGAAAGAGGAGAGGCCGGCCCACCAGGGGACAAGGGUGACACAGGUGGUAUAGGCCCCCCUGGACCUCGAGGAAGUAUUGGGGAGACAGGACGAGAGGGCCCACAGGGAACAAGAGGUUUUGAGGGACCAAGAGGGCCUCUUGGUAAACCUGGGCCUGCUGGAUCUCCUGGACCUCAGGGUGACAAAGGUUUAUCAGGCUCGGUUGGAUUACCAGGGGAUGAGGGGUCAAAGGGUCCUGAUGGCGAACCUGGUCGUCAAGGCAGGCGUGGUUUUCCGGGCUUCCAAGGAACUCGCGGCAAUCCGGGCCAGCCUGGAACUGACGGGACACCGGGAACGAACGGCAGGCCUGGGAGACAGGGAGCACUUGGUGAGAUGGGAUCAGCAGGGCCCCCAGGUCCCAAAGGCGAGCCGGGCCCAGAAGGAUUCAUAGGCUCGCCAGGAGACCCUGGACCCCCUGGGCCAAAAGGUGAAAAGGGUAGUCGUGGCAACAGAGGCAUGCAGGGUUACCAGGGUGAUCCAGGACCAAAGGGAGAUCCGGGGGAGCCUGGCUUGAGGGGAGACUCUGGCGACAGUGGACCAAAGGGUGUAAUCGGUGAUAAAGGACCACAUGGAGUUCAAGGAGAUAUUGGACCAAGGGGUGCUAUUGGUGAGCAAGGCGUUCCUGGUCAUGCAGGCACUAACGGAUUGAAGGGACCAACUGGGCGAGCUGGUGCGCCUGGCGAGCUGGGUCCCAAAGGUGCAAUGGGUGAUCAGGGUCCCCCUGGACUGCCUGGAAGAAUAGGAAAAGCUGGAAGACCCGGAAAAGCUGGUAGAGAUGGAAGAAAUGGGAAACUGGGUCCACAGGGUCCUGCAGGCAGCAUGGGACUACCUGGCCUCCCAGGUGAGAGGGGUAUUACCGGGCCGCCUGGUUCGAAGGGCCCAUUAGGUCCACAGGGAGUUCAGGGAGAUGCAGGUGAAACGGGCAAUCCAGGCAUCCAUGGAGUCAAAGGAGCUGCAGGUUUUGCUGGUUUACAAGGGCCACCUGGACCACCUGGACCAUCAGGUUUAUCGGGACCUGUAGGUCCAUCUGGCAGGCAAGGGGAGCCUGGUCCCCCAGGCCGACCGGGUCAUCCUGGAGUCCAAGGACUGAUCGGCCCUCAUGGAUCUCAGGGCCCAGAUGGACGUCCUGGUGAGCCAGGGAAAACGGGAGAACAAGGCCCUCCAGGUCAGGAUGGAGGAAAUGGCAAUCAGGGGCCUCAAGGUGAACGAGGCCCAAAGGGUGUCCAGGGGUUGUCUGGUGAGGAUGGGCAGCCUGGGCCUCAGGGACCAAAAGGACCCAUGGGUCUGAUAGGAACAGACGGCGUACGAGGACCAAUAGGUCCUUCAGGCCUUCUAGGACUUGUCGGAGCUUUGGGACUCAAGGGUGUUAAGGGAGACAUGGGCUUAGUUGGUGAAGAAGGAGAUAUCGGCAGGGCUGGAGAAGAGGGUUCGUCUGGCUCCAGGGGUCACGAAGGACAAAGUGGUUACAAAGGAGCCAAGGGUGAGCCUGGCCAAUCUGGUCCACCAGGGGAGAGAGGGGACGUUGGCUUGCAGGGUGUCCAAGGUCCGUCUGGUCAACGAGGGCCCAAAGGUGCAGCUGGUGGCCCAGGCAACCCAGGCAAGCGGGGCUCCCAGGGUAUCAAAGGAGCUAAUGGAGCAAAGGGUGAUGCCGGUGUGCGAGGUUUCGAGGGAGCCAACGGAGCUAGAGGCCCCAGUGGCGUGCAGGGCGUCUCAGGAUCACCAGGGGACAGGGGUGAUAAGGGCACACAGGGAUCAUCUGGCGUGACGGGUCCAGAUGGAGAGGUUGGCCCAGUGGGUCCGACAGGUGCUCAGGGGCCCAUGGGGAUCCAGGGACCCAAAGGACAUCCUGGCAGGCAGGGUUUUGCAGGAGAAAAGGGCAGUGCAGGCCGUGAUGGCGAUCCUGGCACAGUAGGACCUCAGGGACCCCCUGGAGACAAAGGAGAAGAGGGGGAAACAGGCCAAGAGGGAGACAUUGGGGCCUCAGGUCUGAUGGGAGCUUACGGAAAACAGGGUGAUCUGGGUCAUGAAGGGUCACAAGGUAUGCCAGGCAGUCAGGGAUCACCAGGCACUCCUGGAUCAGAUGGUCUGCCAGGAUCAGACGGAAAAUCAGGACUGGACGGUGAAUCGGGUUCGACAGGACCAGCAGGGACUCCAGGAAAGGAGGGAAGAGAGGGCCAGGAGGGGCUAAUUGGCACAUCAGGACUGACUGGAACUCCAGGGUUAACGGGCGAUAUGGGAGAUGAAGGCAAUUCUGGACCACUAGGUGAACAAGGGCCUAAGGGCAUUCAGGGUCCAGUUGGCUUACCAGGUUUGCAAGGAAACAGAGGAGCCCCUGGGGACAAGGGUCCACGCGGCAUUGUUGGUCAGGGUGGUCUGUCAGGCCCAUCAGGCAUGCUGGGACUGGUCGGACCCCGUGGACCUGCUGGAGCACCAGGCUUCCCAGGCAGUAAGGGACUUCAUGGUGACCGAGGACUGCAAGGUUUAUCUGGCUACAAAGGAAGCAAAGGUAUCCGUGGAGAUCUAGCUAGCAUUGGUCCCAUCGGACCCAUGGGAUUCCAAGGAGAUGAGGGCAUUCCAGGCAUCAGAGGUCCGGAGGGCUUUCUAGGAAUGGCUGGCUUGCUGGGAGACUUUGGAGACAGGGGAAGUAAAGGUGAUUCAGGACCAAAAGGACCACAGGGAGAAUCUGGCCCACCGGGACCACCAGGUUUACCGAAAAUGUUUCCAGUAAACGAUGCCGAGAGCAUCCACACUCUUAUACAUCACUUCUUCAGCAUUCCAAGGAAAAAAGAAGUAGGGGAUCUAGACGUUUUCUACAUGAUGAAAUACUUAGUCAAGUACAUUGAUGAUAUCAAACAUCCCCUGGGUACUAAAGACAUGCCGUGCAGGACAUGUAGGGACCUCAUAGGCUGCCAUGAAGAUAUCAGCGAAGGUCUGUUCUGGAUUGAUCCAGACAUGGGUUGCUCCUCCGAUGCCUUCGAGGUGCACUGUGAGUACACAGAGCUAGGAGCUAAGUCUUGCCUCAUCCCUCCAGAUUCAUCAAUGCUGGAGUACGGCCUGACCCUACCCCAGCUCAAGUUCCUGCACCUCCUGAGCUCUGAGGCUAGUCAGGAGAUCACCAUCCACUGUUUCAACGUCUCCGUUUGGGAAUCCCCAAGCAAUGACCUGGCCAACAGUAUCAGCUUUGUGGGUUGGAACGGUGUGGUCUUCCAGCGUGGUGGGGAGCACGAACCCAUCGUCAUCAAGGAUGGAUGCAAGAAUCCAGAGAUGCGGUGGAAGCGAUCCAUCUUCGGCUUCAGAACCCAAAACAUGCAACUGCUGCCGAUCGUGGAGGUUAUUGUCAAUCCACAAGUCCACAGAACGGAGAUCGGUGUGACGGACUACAAAAUUGAUGCAGGUAAUCUCUGUUUCGACUAAAAAGUUAAGUUUUUUUUAGGUUUCUUACGAGUUUUUUUUUAUUCUGUUUUUGGUUUUGAGUAAUUAAGGUACUUUUGUAUAGUUCACAAAAAUGAUCUUUUGGUAAUGAAAUUCAUAGAGUUGUAUCAGCUUCAUCCCAGUUGCUCGAAACUACUGGGUCGUUCAGUUGGGACGCAGAUGCAUUCAUCUACACGAUGCAUGCUGAAAUACUGACUUGAAAAGAUCGAUUUGAAUUUGGCAUGACAAGCGGACGCAAACCUGAAUUGGGACGUUGGUAAAUUUGGCAUUAAAUUUACUUCCUGUUUUUGCUUUUGUGUGAAAUGUGAAGAAAUCCUUAACCCAUCUCUCCCAAAUUUCCAGCAAUUAUGUGGUGAACAUCAUUUUGCCAUUUUGUAUUAUUCUUGUGCAACAUUUCAAACCAUUAGAGAUCAGUGUAGUAUCUCGGUGAAAAAUACACUGCUGAGUAUAACUACUUGUCAGCUUUCUGGAUCAAAACAAAAACAUCCGUUUUAUGCUUCAGUACCGUAUUGUGUGAUUUUGUUAUUACCUUUUUGUUUUAACGAUGUACUAUUUUUUUGUUAUAUGUCAACUUAACUUUCGUUCUCGUUUUAAAAUGCUUCAUCCUUGCACAACGGUGAGAGCAAAUAUGUAUUGUAACGAUGUGUGCUAACAAAUUUACAAACCAGACUAUCGCAUGCGAAUAAGGAGAAAAAUGUUCAGUUUUGGCAUAUGAUUAUCCAAAUGCUAAUAGACUGAUUGCACUAACCCGCCAUCUUUGAUGUGUGUUUUGUUAUGUUAACAAUGAAUUCACAAGAGUUCUGUCCACGUGAACAAAAGCACACACCCCCAAGAUGUCUGCUAUGCAAUCGAUCUGUUCAUAUAGUUUUUGCUUUUAAUGGGAACUUGCUGAAAUUGCGCCUUAAAUCUCUAUCAAAAUCAUAAAAAAUUUUAUAAUUAAAAACGCUAAAGCAGAUUGAACAUUUAUCCAAAACAAAAACUAGCAGAGCGUGAAUAAGGCAGCAGGCAAGUGCGUUUUUGAUAUUAUGUGAGUGGAUGGGCCUUAUUCACGAGUCGGCCAUAUUGAAUUAAAAGUUGGGUAAAAUCUUAAUUUUUGGAACUUGCGAAGAGAAAUGAAAGCUACUUCAUUUUUUAUAAAUUCCAGUCUGC
This is a messenger RNA of Patiria miniata (bat star), 6807 nucleotides long. Its product is annotated as collagen alpha-1(I) chain-like. The transcript is spliced from 63 exons. Bases 931 to 5640 code for a protein of 1569 amino acids. Lineage: Eukaryota; Metazoa; Echinodermata; Asteroidea; Valvatida; Asterinidae. The record is from RefSeq and is a predicted model, not a curated record. Gene Ontology annotation, molecular function: extracellular matrix structural constituent.